AUAGUGUAGAGAUGUUAGAAGUUUUGCCUCACACAAACCCUAGCCACCAAAAAAUGGAUCAACAACUCUUAUUACUAUACACAACUCUAUCCUUUAUCACCAUCAUCAUCAUCUUCUUCUUCUUCUUAUUCGAAACCAAAAAACGACGUCACUUCAAAAACCUACCACCCUCUCCACCCUCAUACCCCAUACUCGGCCACCUCCACCUCCUCAAGCCACCAAUUCACCGCACUUUCCGAAACCUCUCCCAAAAGUACGGCUCAAUCUUCUCCCUCCGCUUGGGAACCCGCCGCGUCGUCGUCGUCAUCACAUCUCCCUCCGCCGUCGAGGAGUGCUUCACCAAAAACGACGUCGUUCUCGCCAACCGCCCUUGUUAUCUCCUGGGGAAGUACCUCAGCUACAACAACACCACCAUGACCACUUCCUCCUACGGCGACCACUGGCGCAACCUCCGCCGCAUCAGCGCCAUCGAGAUCUUCUCCUCGAGUCGGCUCAACUCGUUCUUAGGAAUCCGGAGGGACGAAAUCAACCGUCUUCUUUGUGAACUCGCUAGGCCCGGCUGCGGCCGCGGUGGUUUCGUCUUCGCCGAGGUAGAGAUGAAGUCGCUGCUUUCGAGCUUGACUUUCAACAUCAUAAUGAGAAUGGUUGCCGGAAAACGGUACUUCGGUGAUGACGUCAGCGAUGGUGAUCACGCGGAGAGCCGGCGGUUCAGGAAGAUAAUUGAGGACUCCACUGCCUAUGCCGGGGCGGCGAACGCGGCGGAUUAUCUGCCGGCGGCGUUGAGUUGGUUUGGAAAGGGGUAUGAGAAGAAGGUGAGAAGUGUUGGGAAGAACAUGGAUGAGUUCUUACAAGGUCUGAUCAGUGAGCAUCGGACUAAGAAGAAUAAAACAAUGGCGGAGAGUAGUAGUAGUAGUAGUUCCACCAUGAUCGACCAUUUGCUUUCUUUGCAGGAAUCUCAACCCGAUUACUACACUGACCAAAUUAUCAAAGGUUUUACACAGACGAUAUUUACAGCUGGAACUGACACAUCUUCAGUGACAGUAGAAUGGGCAAUGUCCAAUCUUCUUAACCAUUCUCAUGUCCUUAAAAAAGCCAGAGCUGAGAUAGAUGAUCAAAUCGGACAACAACGCUUGAUAGAAGAAUCAGAUCUUCAUAAACUACCCUAUCUCCAAAGCAUCAUCUCUGAGACCUUACGACUCUACCCAGCAGCUCCAAUGCUGCUACCUCAUUUAUCGUCCGCUAAUUGCACCAUAGGAGGAUACGACGUACCACAAGAUACCAUCUUAUUGGUCAAUGCAUGGGCCAUACACAGAGACCCGACGUUGUGGGAUGAAGCCGAGAGUUUCAAGCCCGAGAGAUUCAACAAAAGUAGUAGUGAAGGUGGUGGUGAUGGUGAUGGUGAUGGUGGUGGGUUCAACAAACUUAUGCCAUUUGGGUUGGGAAGAAGAGCUUGCCCUGGUUCUAGCCUGGCUCAACGUGUUGUGGGCGUCACUUUAGGGUGUUUGAUCCAAUGCUUUGAUUGGGAAAGAGUCGACGAUGAAGACAUUGACAUGACAGAAGGUAAAGGUGUCACUAUGCCAAAAGUAGUGCCAUUGAAAGCUAUGUGCAGAGCUCGCCCCAUCAUGAACUCAAUUUUCUCUGAAUUUGCUAAUGAUACUUAAUAUAUGAGCUCUCAUUCUCGCAAGCCAUGUUUUUCAUUAUUAUAAGCUAAAUAAACUGUUGUAUUGCAAUGUAUUAUAGUUUACAUUGUUUUUUUUUAUUGGCUGCGUGUAUUUUAUUGAUUAAGUUAAA
Molecule: messenger RNA, 1791 nt
Organism: Humulus lupulus (European hop)
Lineage: Eukaryota; Viridiplantae; Streptophyta; Magnoliopsida; Rosales; Cannabaceae
Product: cytochrome P450 81Q32-like
Exons: 2
Coding region: 12-1661 (549 amino acids)
Molecular function (GO): heme binding; oxidoreductase activity, acting on paired donors, with incorporation or reduction of molecular oxygen; monooxygenase activity
Source: RefSeq, a predicted model, not a curated record